AAUACUGUAAUGAUUUCAAGAAAUCGGCUAUUUUCAUUCUGUCAUUUCAACUUCCGCUCGUUUUGAAUGAUAAAGUUAAUAAUAAAAUGCACAUAAUUGAUAUGUACAUGAGGAAUGUACGAAAUGGCUGUAUAUCCGUACAAUAAGUGCCUUUGCAUGGAGACCGACUGGUAUCAACUGUAUUUUGUUUGGAAAGGCGAUACAGAAAGGGAUGACGUUAUGUCCUGUUACUAACAUAAAGGAAAUUGUAUUGAUAUACAGCGGAAAUUCUCGUGAAUUUUACGUACAUUCAUUGUAGCGAUGUAAAUACUGAUUGCUGAACUGUUAUGGAAAGUGGAACCUGGCCUCCUGUGCGGACAUGGAGGAAAACAGCGGUACUGCAUUAGGGAAUUGUCUGGAACCUUGCUAUGAAUGGUGCUUUGGUUACAGUCAGCAUGAUUUACAGACUGGGAACUCUCAAAGGGACAGAUUUGUGAGUGGCUGUGAGCAGUGUUGCAUACGGACAUCGACCUGUAUUUGUUGUUUUCCGUGUUACGACGUUAUAUGUGAUCGCUGUUUAAAGCACGAUUUGUGCAGUAAGUGUCUUCAUUGUUCAUGUUUCUAUUCCGAUUCCGAGGAGAAGGUCCUACCAGACUGUGAUACGACUCCGGGGUUAGUGCGCCAAUCUUCCACCAAGAGCAAUGAGAAGUAUGUUAGUCCCUGCGCCGCGUCCAAUUUUAAUAUUUUAGAACAACCUAUGGCUAGCAACACAACAGUGGAUGGUAAAGCAUCUUUCGUGAACCCCAAGUCUGACAGUGGAGGGAAAAUGACCGUGAGAGCCAUUACCCAUCAACCUCCCAGACUCUCCCUUCUUAUCUCCAAAAAGAACCCAUACCAACAAAUGCACGACCCAACGAUUGAGAGUCUAGAAGAAAAGAGUGAGGAAGUGUCGGAUCUUACGGAAGAGGGAGAGAUGGGGGGUCACGAGGAAAUAACGGGGGGAGUGGAGGUACACGUGACCCAAGGGGACACGGGAGAGGAGGAGAUCAACACGGCCAAAAUAGAUCCUGUAGAUCUCAAUACUAACAUUUUCGUUAAAGACUUCAUGCAGACGACCGUCUGAUACACAAUAGCAAUGUAGACAGAAUAAAUGUCCAAUUCUACAUUGUUUAUGAAUGUCUUUACAUUCAUUUUUUUAAUCAUUGUAUUUAACACCAGGAAGGAGAGAGACACUUCUACGACCCAGAGAUAAGCUUACAAUCGUGAAGUCGACACACAGCCAUACAAAAGGAAUUAAGAUCAUUCUUGUAUAAUACGGAAACAAAAAAAUGUGAAUUAAGGAAGAUAUUUAACCAUGACAACGGCAUGACUCUGUAGUAAAAGCGUGUAACACUAUAAUACGUAUAAAGUUUGCGAAAUGUUAUGCCAAUUUUUGGUGUGCUAAUUUUCAAGUUUGAUUUUUUGUAUUUGAAGUAUAUACGUAGAGAAUGCUGUGAAUAACUAGAUUGCGUAUAUUUCUUGCACACUAUACACAUAUACAGAUACAUGUAUAUUUAAGAAAUAAAUUCCAUGAGGGUAUGAACUGUGACGCUUUACGCCAACAUAUAUAGCGUGUUAGCUCUCCAUGAAAAGUAGGCUGACGUGAAGCGUUGCAGUUCAUACCCUCAUGUCUUUUCAGAAA
Ostrea edulis (European flat oyster) is the source of this 1660-nucleotide messenger RNA. RefSeq lists its product as uncharacterized. Lineage: Eukaryota; Metazoa; Mollusca; Bivalvia; Ostreida; Ostreidae. The transcript is spliced from 2 exons. The record is from RefSeq and is a predicted model, not a curated record. Bases 359 to 1102 code for a protein of 247 amino acids.